This is a messenger RNA of Benincasa hispida (wax gourd), 1607 nucleotides long. NCBI's taxonomy places the organism in Eukaryota, Viridiplantae, Streptophyta, Magnoliopsida, Cucurbitales, Cucurbitaceae. The record is from RefSeq and is a predicted model, not a curated record.
CUGAGAUUCAUAAUUGAAACCAAUUGUAAACGUGGGAGGGAAAGAAAUCGAGAUUCAAUCGAAAUAUUGAGUGUGAUUCUAGGGCUGGUUGUUGCAGAAAGUUGAAUGCUGAGAGAAUUCCACACGCCGAAGAUUUCUAAAAUACAUAUUGUAUAUAUUAAAAAAAAAGUUACCUGAUGCAAUUUCUCAAAUUAUAAAUACAAAAUGGACAAAAUGUUAUUUGUUUACCGCCAUAAUCCGCAGAAGAAGAACCUUGUAUUUUGAUCAGUGAGGAAGAUGAUGGCAGAGAUAUUGGGGAUGCCCUACAACACCGCCGUGCGGAUGGCAAUGGCUUCGCUCGAGCGAAAUUUGUUGCCGGACGCCGUCAUUCGAAGGUUCAUCCGCUUGUUAAUCGCCAAUCGUCUUCGCUCCGGCUACAAGCCUUCCUCUCAACUCCAACUCUCCGAUUUGCUCCACUUUGUACUAUCUUUAAGGGAAAUGCCCAUAGCUAUUAAGACUGAUCGGCCAAAUGCUCAACAUUACGAACUACCAACAUCCUUCUUCAAGUUGGUUUUAGGGAAGCAUCUCAAAUACAGCUGUUGCUAUUUCAAUGACAAGUCAAGUACCUUGGAAGAUGCCGAAGAGGCAAUGCUACAAAUGUAUUGCGAUAGAUCACAACUGAAGGAUGGUCACACUGUUCUUGAUAUUGGAUGUGGCUGGGGAUCACUCUUAUUGUACGUUGCUCAAAAUUAUACGAACUGUAGGGUAACAGGAAUUUGCAAUUCAACCACGCAGAGAGGUUACAUUGAGGAGCAGUGCAGGGAUCUUCAACUGCAUAAUGUCAACAUCAUAGUUGCAGAUAUCAGCACAUUUGAAAUGGAAGCUCAAUAUGAUAGGAUAUUUUCCGUUGAGAUGUUUGAGCAGCAUAUGAAGAACUACAAGGACCUUCUCAAAAAAAUAUCAGGAUGGAUGAAAAAGGAUGGUCUCCUCUUUGUUCAUUAUUUUUGCCAUAAAGUUUUUGCCUAUCACUUGGAGGAUAUAAAUGAAGAGGAUUGGAUUGCUAAAUACUUCUUCACGGGCGGUACGAUGCUUUCUGCAAAUCUACUUCUCUAUUUUCAGGAUGAUGUGACUGUCAUUGAUCAUUGGCUCUUGAAUGGCAAGCACUGUACUCGGACAAGUGAGGAGUGGCUCAAAAGAAUGGACAAUAAUAUAGUUUCAAUAAAGCCAAUAAUGGAGACUACUUAUGGGAAGGAUUCAGCUAUGAAGUGGACUGUUUAUUGGAGAACAUUCUUUAUUGCAGUUGCUGAAUUAUUUGGUUACAACCAUGGAGAAGAAUGGAUGGUUAGCCAUUUCCUAUUCAAGAAGAAAUGAAGCAAGCAAAGCUCUAAUCAUCGAGGCAACAAAUUAAUAGGUUUAAGCUGCAACUUUUCUUCCUAAAUAUUAAAUAAAAUCCGUCAAUAAAUAAUAAAAUCCAAAUAUACAUACUAAAAAAAAUAUGGGUUUGGCUGUUAAAAGAAUUAGGCACAGUUAGACCCAGGAAACAUACUUUCAUUAUGCUAUCAUAAAUAUACCAAAUUUAAAUAUUAAAUGUUAUUAAAUAUUUGAAAUAUCGAUGUUGAUGAAAAUAU